This is a messenger RNA of Nycticebus coucang (slow loris), 2592 nucleotides long. It is a transcript of the gene PLEKHN1, whose product is annotated as pleckstrin homology domain containing N1. Gene Ontology annotation, cellular component: cytoskeleton; mitochondrial membrane. NCBI's taxonomy places the organism in Eukaryota, Metazoa, Chordata, Mammalia, Primates, Lorisidae. Gene Ontology annotation, biological process: positive regulation of apoptotic process; response to hypoxia; 3'-UTR-mediated mRNA destabilization. The transcript is spliced from 15 exons. The record is from RefSeq and is a predicted model, not a curated record. Gene Ontology annotation, molecular function: phosphatidic acid binding; phosphatidylserine binding; cardiolipin binding. Bases 676 to 2592 code for a protein of 638 amino acids.
GACUGCACAUUUGCACACAGGUGGGGUGGGGGCUAUGCUGUCCACGUGGACUAGUGCCCAAUCAUGAUGUGCUUUGCUGCCAGCCUGGUCCCUGAGUCUUUGAGGCCUCUGCCAAACCCCAGACUCUAGGGUGGGGAUGGCAUAGCCCCCGCCUCGUCAUUAUGUCCUAGGCAGUUGGGGGACAUGUUGAUUCCUUCCUGACUCCUCUUAAACCUCAGGGUCCCUGUCUUGGGCCUAAGGUUAGGCUCACCCUGGCAGGAAAGGAGGCACUCCCUCCCUAGGCUGGCAAACUGCCUCAGUAGCCAAGUGAAGAUACACUCCUAGUCACUGGUGACUCAGGCAGGUUUAGGUGGAAACCGGAUGUGUGCUCACAUCAAGGGAAGGGUGCAAGUGGAAGGGGGUUCCUGGCAUGCUCAGCCUGACCAGGACUUGUGGACACUCCUGUCCACAGGGCUCCUCUGGACCAGAGGGGAUGCCCUCUGCCCCUGCCCCAAGGCUAACCCAGGGCUGGGAACUGGAAACCUCUGGCUGUGAGCCCCUCCCAGGAAAGUGCCACCCUUGCCUACCCUAUGGGGCAGGACAUAUCCAAGCCCCGCCUGUCAGUGGGAGGCAGGAGCAGGAGGCUGGGACAGGCAGAACCAAACCCAGACCUGCUUGACUCAGGAGCCACCACCCAUGGGGAACAGCCACUGUGUCCCUCAGGCCCCCCAGAGGCUCCGGGCCUCCUUCUCCAGGAAGCCCUCACUGAAAGGGAACAGGGAGGACAGCUCGAGGAAGCUGGCCAUCCCAUUCAGCACCCAGGCUGCUUGCGAUGGGGACACCACCACUGACAAGCUCUUCUGCUACAUUCCUGGGACGGACAUCCCAGGCCUAGAGAGUCAGCCAGAGACCCUGGAGCAGCCAUUCCUAAGUGUGUUCAAGAAGGCACGGCGGAGGGUGCCCGUGAGGAGCCUGGGCAAGGUUGUGCACUAUGCCAAAGUCCAGCUGCGGUUCCAGCACAGCCAGGACAUCAGCGACUGCUACCUGGAACUGUUUCCCUCCCACCUCUACUUCCAGGCCCACAACUCCGAGGGACUCACGUUCCAGGGGCUGUUACCAUUGAUGGAACUAAGUGUGUGCCCACUGGAGGGGUCCCGAGAGCAUGCCUUCCAGAUCACAGGCCCGCUGCCCACACCCCUCCUGCUACUCUGCCCUAGUGAGGCGGAGCUGGGCCUCUGGCUCUACCACCUGGAAAAGCAGAUGGCCCUGGUCAGAGGGCUGCGGUGCUGCCACUCGGCAGCCCCACAGGGUUCCUCUGGGGAUGAGCUUCCCUGGACACUGCAGCGCCACCUGAUCCGGCCACCGCUACAGACAUUGUUGGGGCCUGAAUCUGUGGGCAGGGCCCUCUGUGCCUCCAGGGUCAAGCUGCAGCAUCUGCCCUCCAAGGAGCAGUACCAGCGGCUCCUGGUCCUGUACCCCACCUCCCUGGCCAUCUUCUCAGAGGAACCAGAUGGGCUUUGCUUCAAGGGUGAGCUCCCGCUCAGUGCCAUCAGCUUCAAGUGGGAGGAGCAGCAGGUCCACUCGUUCCUGAUUGAAGGGCCCCUCAUCAACACCAUCUGCGUGGUGUGCGCCAGCUACCAGGACUACAGCCAUUGGCUGCUCUGCCUGCAGACUGUCACCAGCAGGGACCGGUCCCUGCUGUCCUGUCCAGAGGGUAUCCCAGAAUGCCAAGUGCCCCCACAGGUCGUGGGCAGCAGCCGAGGCUCACUCACCUCUGACGGACAGACCAGCUGGGACUUGGGGUGCCCGGCACCCCCCUCCUCCCAUACCAGCCACUCCCUGCCAGAGUCCUCAGUGUCAUCCUCUGCAGGCUGUCCAGUCCAGCCUGCACCCGACCAAACCAACCCUGACUGCACCAGCAUUAGCCGACGAAGGGCAGAGCUGAGAAGCAGUGGCAGUGGCCAGUCAUCCAGGAGCAAGGCCUGGGCAGAGGGGCCAAGCACAGCUGCCUCACCACGCCUGUACCUGGACCUGAGUGAGCUAAGCAGGACCAGCCUGGAGGGCAGCCCCAAGGCCCCAGCUCAUGCUGCGGAGACACCACAUUCCCCUCUCUACGCUGACCCCUACACACCCCCUGCUACCUCCCACCGCAAGAUCACAGAUGCCAGGGGUCUGAUCGAGCUGUCCAGCGCCAUGUGGAGCCUACCUGGACCUGUGCCCUUCAGCCUGUUCCCCUCCAUCUCUGUGUCUGUGCCUGUCUCUGACCCUGGACCUGGAUCCUCUAGCUCCCCCAGGCCACCUGACCCUUACUUGCUCUCUAAGAAGGGAGCCCUAUGGUCCCAAGCCUCUCAGAGGCACCGAGGCUCUGUCAAGGACCAAGGGCUGCAGCCCCCAGACUCCACUCAAGUUGUGAGUGAGGGCCCCACCUUCUCUGGGCAGCUGGGACUUCCUAAGCCAACAAAGUUCUGCCUCCCUACAGAUGGCAGGACCCCAAGGGGGCAUGAAGACCCAGGAUGCCACAGUAUCUGGGACAAGACAUCAUUUCCCUCCCACCAGAAGUGGCCCCAGCUUGGGGAGCCUGAAGCUGGGAUGGGUGUCAUCCAGUGGAUCUGA